AAACGACCAAUACAGUUUGUGAUAACACCAUAUUGGGAACACUUUAAACACGCUUGUGUUCUAGUAUAGUCUUGGAUUACACGAGAUCCUGCAUGAUGUUGGGACCGUUUGCCCUGCUUGCCGUUUUGUCUGUUACUACAGCUACUUACCAGUGUGUCUGCAGCUACUACCCGACACGAAAUGUCUAUGACCAGAUGUCGACAUCCGGUCAAGUGGUCGGUAUCAUGAAAGAGUCUGACUGCAAGCCUCUGGCGAACCUUACCGGAAACCCCGCGUGGAUCGCCCUCCAAAUUGAGCACAAGUUGGGUUACAUCGAGACCGGCGAACAAGUGGAGGCCCAGGCGUGCGAGGGAGAUCCGUCCACCAGUGACCUCCUAACUUCGAGUGGCAGCACCGAUAUGACGACUGGUAUGAUGAGCUCAACAUCCGGUAUGAUGUCAUCCACUUCCGGUAUGAUGUCAUCAACAAUGUUACCAGUCGUAACUUCGGGUCCUCUGACAGGAGGUACCUAUGGCUGUUCACAGAAGUACUACCAGUUUGCUGCCAACGAGAACGGGGUAUUAUUCACUAUCGAUGACACGUGUUACGAGCUCGUGCCAACCCAGCACACGUGGUCGUUCGCGGAGGGCGACUGUCGCCAACGUGGAGGACAUUUGGUUACCAUAGAUACCGCAGCUAAACAGAAUGUCAUAUAUGAGGUUGUAAAGAACUACCAGGGUUCCAACGUCUGGAUCGGUCUCCAUGACAAACUCACCGAGGAUGUAUUCCAGUGGGUUUCAGGUGACCAAGUCUCCUACACAAACUGGUAUCCCGGGCACAGGAACCCAUUUUCUCAUACCGUCGACGACUGUGUAUCGCUCUGGUUGGGCGGCCAUGCCGGACAGUGGGAAGAUGAACGUUGCACGCACUACUAUGCAUACAUCUGCGAGUUUGACGCCGUGACCGGAAGCGCUAUCGGCACUACAGGAGCAACGUUACCACCUCAAAACCUAAUUGAAGGCGACAUCCAUCUGUGUCCACUGAAGCUGCAGACGCUGUCAGUGCAGUACCAGACGACAGUUGCUCAGCAUGGCAAUAGUUGCUAUGAGUUACUGCACAACAGGGUCACGUGGGCGCAUGCAGAAAAUCUGUGUCACCAGGCUGGCGGCCACUUAGCUGACAUUGGGGACGCAGCGGAGCAGCAGUACAUCCAGACGUUUAUGAUGCAAAAUAGUGCCGACCACGCCGUUUGGAUCGGUCUUAAUGACCACAACACCGAGGGAGCAUUUCAAUGGACGUCUGGCAAGCCGGUUACUUUUACAAACUGGAUCCCCGGUCACAAUGACAACUUUGUGGGCCACAACCUCGAGGACUGUGUAGCCUUCGUACCCUACAAGAAUGGCACAUGGGACGACAUUUCCUGUGGGUCGCAGAGCGUCUUUGGGGACGGCGGUGAGACACACCCGGGCUUCUGUGAAUAUGAACUGAUACACCCAGUUUCAGGAGUACAGAUUGUUGGUUAAAGACGAACCCUGAUCGACACCGG
Molecule: messenger RNA, 1525 nt
Organism: Mya arenaria
Lineage: Eukaryota; Metazoa; Mollusca; Bivalvia; Myida; Myidae
Product: macrophage mannose receptor 1-like
Exons: 13
Coding region: 93-1502 (469 amino acids)
Molecular function (GO): signaling receptor activity
Source: RefSeq, a predicted model, not a curated record